Messenger RNA from Ictalurus furcatus (blue catfish), 1870 nucleotides. RefSeq names its product APH1B gamma secretase subunit (gene aph1b). The record is from RefSeq and is a predicted model, not a curated record. Gene Ontology annotation, biological process: protein processing; Notch signaling pathway; Notch receptor processing. NCBI's taxonomy places the organism in Eukaryota, Metazoa, Chordata, Actinopteri, Siluriformes, Ictaluridae. Gene Ontology annotation, cellular component: membrane; endoplasmic reticulum; gamma-secretase complex. Gene Ontology annotation, molecular function: protein-macromolecule adaptor activity. The coding region runs from base 30 to 806 and encodes 258 amino acids. The transcript has 6 exons.
CCGGUAGAGGAGCGGUUUUCAGUUUAACGAUGACGGCGGCGGUGUUUUUCGGCUGUACUUUUAUCGCUUUCAGUCCCGCUGUGGCUUUAUUCCUGCUCACCAUCGCCCGAGAUCCUCUGAGGGUCAUUUUCCUCAUCGCGGGGGCGUUUUUCUGGCUCGUGUCGUUGCUGCUGUCGUCGUUGGUGUGGUUCAUCUCCGUACAGAUCAGUAAUAAAGACAGCGGCUCGCAGCAGAAAGGCCUGCUCGUGUUCGGAGUGCUGCUGUCCGUCCUGCUGCAGGAGCUCUUCAGAUUCGCCUACUACAAACUCCUCAAGAAAGCGAAUGAAGGACUGCUGGCCAUCAGCCAAGAGGAGACGAUGCCCAUCUCUGUUCGCCAGCUGGCUUAUGUGUCUGGUCUGGGAUUCGGAUUGAUGAGCGGCGCGUUCUCAGUGGUUAACAUCCUGUCCAACUCUGUGGGUCCGGGUACCGUGGGCAUCCACGGAGAUUCACAACAUUACUUCAUUUCCUCAGCCUUCAUGACUCUCGCUAUAAUCCUGCUGCACAUGUUCUGGGGCGUCGUCUUCUUCGAUUCCUGUGAGCGUCGGAGGUGGUGGUCACUCGGAGCUGUGGUGUGCAGUCACCUGUUCGUGUCAUGCUUGACGUUCGUGAACCCGCAGUACGAAGGCAGUCUGAUCCCCACCUACAUGGUCCUGUGCGUGAUGGCUGGCUGGGCGUUCUCCUGCGCCGGCGGUUCUCUGAGGAACCUCAGGCUUUGUCUCACCUGCAGGGACAAAGACUUCCUCCUGGUCAACCACAGGCCGAGAUAACGGAUCCUCACGCUGUACAGACUGGAGCACGACCAGUUCACCCAUCUUCAAUUCCUAGACUCUUGUUAGAUCGACCGGACGGGACUGGGUUUUCCUUUUCUUUUUUUUUUUGUAUGUUGUAUCUGUUUGCUUUUCUGUCCCUGAACCUCAACUCUUUGUGUGUGUGUGUGUGUGUGUGUGAGAGAGACAGAAAGACAGAGAAUUGUAAAACUCUGUAUUUUUUUUUUUAAAACAAACUUUACAGGCAGUUCCUGCUGGUUUGGUUUGCGUGUUUAUUCUGUUCUUCGUGCAUUUCUUAACAACUCUAAAAUGUCUUAAACCAGAUUUACUGACACGUCGGUUCUCCGGACGGAUCCGGAUUACAUCAGACGGCCCGAGUUGUCUUGAGAUCCACACGAGAGUCGAAAGCCUGAUCGGCGAUACAUCAGCGAUCGGCUAACGCCAAAACUACGGAAGCAUGGAGAGGACAUCUUAUGUACGUGUAGUUCAAUCAAACAAACAUUAAAAUGAUGUAAAAUAAUCCGUACGCGAUGAUGCCGAGGACAUCCGGAAUACAUCUGGCCUUGAUACGCGCUAACUCUACAACAAAGAAAUGAACCAAACUAAGGAAGGCUUUAAUUAAACCAGGGACUAAUAAUCAAUCACAUGACCCCAAUUGAACUAUGUAUUUAUUUAUAACUCUGUGUGCGAGAGGCUCGUUUACGCUGAACACACCGCUCCUGCUCAUGGUCGAGUUUUUAAAAAAAAACAUUUUGACGACACAUUCAGGAUCCACGUGCGAAGAACAGAGGCUCGUGUUCCUCUAAAACCGUCACUUUAUACUUUGUUGAGACUAAUUACGUCCCGAAACAGUCUUUUCUGUAUUAAUACUAAUGUACUGUUUUCAUUUGAAGUUGUAUUUUUGCUGAACGUUCCUAUCAGAAGUGUGACUGAUGAAUGAAUUAUUUUCUAAGCCUAAGAUCCUACUGUAACCUCAGCUGCGUGGCAGAAAAAUGUAUAAAACAGCACUGAACACUGAUCUCGGCGCUCUUUUUCCCUUUUUCUUCAGGUUAGAAAACAAAAUU